UGGGUGGGUCUUUGACGAGACAUCCAACGGAGAUCAAAGCAGGGACGCGGUGUAGGCGGGGACAAAGGCGCGUGAACCAAUGGGGGUUGGGCUCCAAGGUUUUCGGAGUAGGGCGACCACACGUGGAUAGUUCCCGGGCCCCGGCUAAGGAAGCAAAAUGGGGAAGCAGAAGCAGAAGAUUCCUUCGGUGACGGGAAGUGCUGUUGCCUCCUUCUCGCGGCGAGGAAAGAUGCGCAGUAAUAGCCAAAAGAAGAAAAUCAACUCAAAACCCAAAUCUCUGAAUGAGCAAGAAAUUCCCUAUCGUCUGAGGGAGAUCAUGAAGAGUCGUGAGGAGUUAAAGAACCCCACGAGCAGGAAGAAAAAGAAAGCAGGAAGGAACCAGAGGCCUAGUUUAGAGGGUGACAUACCUGUGCCAAGAUUCAGGAGGCGCAAGGGGGAAUCAAAAUCUUCCUACAUGAGGCGGAUGGACCAGGAAACUCAGCAUGUGAUGUUCCUUACCCAAAACCAGCCACAACGUGAGCCUGAGAAAGAAGAACCAAUCCAGGAAAAGUCCCAGAAGAAAAAAGAAUUUCGGCAAAAGAAACUGAACAAAAUCCGAAAACAAAAAGAAGAGAGGAAAAUAGCAGCGCUGGAGACGGACUUGCUUAGAGACUCAGUACAGUUUGGAGAAGUUGCUCUACAGCCCCCAACACUUACAGCGACGCCUAGAAAGAAUGUUGCCAGAAAAAAGGUUGGCCAGAGGCAGCUUCUGCUAAUGUCUCUCUUGGGCUCUGGUCCAGCAGCCUCUACUCAUAAAGUCGCCCAUGCAUCUCUUGCUCGCCAGAGGAUUGUGCAGGAGGAGAGAGAGAGGGUUGUCCAAGCCUACCGGGACCUAAAGAAACGUAAGGAGCAACAACAGCUGUCAGCCCAAAGCCAGCUUGCUUUGGAGAGACUAAGGAAGCCAGUCUGAGGUAACAUUUCCAGCAUUACAGAAAAGACAGAACUGUUUGGGAACGAAAAUAUCUACCAGCAACCACAGCAGCCAUCCACUUCAAAUGGUUGUUUUUUGAAUGAGUGUCAGGCCACCAGAACAAGCAGAUUUCUAGCCAAUUUGAUCUGUGAUGGGUAAGUGGGUAGUAUGGGGGACAACAGUCGUCAUUUCUGGAAGAAUGGUUUGUGUUCUGAAGAAUGAUUUCCAGAGAAUGAACUGUACAGAAAACAACUUUCUCUGUGUUCAGCUUUGGAAAGUUAUGCCCAGCAUGAAGAUUGCACCAUAACUGUUCUCUACAGAGGAUGUCUGAGGCACAAGAACAAACACUAUUUCUUAUGCUGCCAUUAAUUUGCUCCAGUUUUCUGUGAGCGGUCAUGCAAUGGCUGCAAGAUUAUUAGGAAAUGCUCCUUUUGUUGAAUGUGGAAUUGCUUUAUCCACUUUUGGGUGGCAAACUGUGGUUUAGCUUACUUAAAAAAGUAAAGGAUGUGAAAUGAGUUCGCUUAGAGGGAAGGAGUUUGAUUCCUACUGGGUAGGUUACCUGUUACCAGCUUCCAAAUAAAAAAAAGUAUGGAUAAUUGAA
Heteronotia binoei (common prickly gecko) is the source of this 1550-nucleotide messenger RNA. It is a transcript of the gene CCDC137, whose product is annotated as coiled-coil domain containing 137. Bases 158 to 949 code for a protein of 263 amino acids. The transcript is spliced from 6 exons. NCBI's taxonomy places the organism in Eukaryota, Metazoa, Chordata, Lepidosauria, Squamata, Gekkonidae. The record is from RefSeq and is a predicted model, not a curated record.